AUGGGGCAGCUGCCUCUGGAAGCAGCCAAAAUGUCCCCAGCUGCAGCAGGGGCACCCUGGCAUGCCCCCUCCAAGCCUGCCAGAGCUCAGAAUAACCCUGAGAACCACGGAGCAGGAUGGCAGGAGCUCCGCUUGGGGUCCUGCUCCUCUUGGGGCUUCUCGCUUCUUGACCCCAUCGCAGGCAGGGGUGUGGGGAAGAACGACGAACUGCGUCUUUAUCACCAUCUCUUCAACAACUAUGACCCAGGAAGCCGGCCAGUGCGGGAGCCUGAGGAUACUGUCACCAUCAGCCUCAAGGUCACCCUGACGAAUCUCAUCUCACUGAAUGAAAAAGAGGAGACUCUCACCACUAGCGUCUGGAUUGGAAUCGAUUGGCAGGAUUACCGACUCAACUACAGCAAGGACGACUUUGGGGGUAUAGAAACCCUGCGAGUCCCUUCAGAACUCGUGUGGCUGCCAGAGAUUGUGCUGGAAAACAAUAUUGAUGGCCAGUUCGGAGUGGCCUACGACGCCAACGUGCUGGUCUACGAGGGCGGCUCCGUGAAGUGGCUGCCUCCGGCCAUCUACCGCAGCGUCUGCGCAGUGGAGGUCACCUACUUCCCCUUCGAUUGGCAGAACUGUUCGCUUAUUUUCCGGUGGGAAGAGUUACUCCGCGGCCCGGACGAUUAUGGGAGGGGCCUUAUGGGGCGGGGCCAAUCGGGAAGCACCGCCCUCGGGGCGGGGCUUCGCGCUGGAGGCGGAGCCAGGCGUAGGCACUGGGUGGGACGCUCUAGCACGGCCGGAGGUACAGAUGGGAACAGAGGCGCUCAGGCUGGGCUUGGGUGA
Molecule: messenger RNA, 825 nt
Organism: Gorilla gorilla gorilla (western lowland gorilla)
Lineage: Eukaryota; Metazoa; Chordata; Mammalia; Primates; Hominidae
Product: acetylcholine receptor subunit epsilon-like
Exons: 6
Coding region: 1-825 (274 amino acids)
Biological process (GO): monoatomic ion transmembrane transport
Cellular component (GO): postsynaptic membrane
Molecular function (GO): acetylcholine-gated monoatomic cation-selective channel activity; transmembrane signaling receptor activity
Source: RefSeq, a predicted model, not a curated record